AUGUUCGACGAUGAGUGGAACAACCCUCACAGCCACUGUCUCCUAUCCUCGGACGACGUACAGUUCUUUGUUCCCCUCGAAGAGCUCAUGCUGUGGAGCCCGAUAUUCAACCCACAGGGCUGGGUCACCCACGUUCCCUACCCCUCACACGCCCUGCGCGCCGCCCUAGACCUAUUAAAGCACUACAAGUUUCCCGAGUUCCCGAGAAACACCUUUGAUUCCCUCCGCUCUGCCGCCCUCCUCGCGCGAAUGGUUCGCGAAAUGGGCCUCGUACCAGCCAUCCGCCGCCUCACCAAGGGCGUAGAAGACCGCCUUCGAGACGGGUCAAUCCAUGUCCUCCUAUCCGUUAUUAUCGCCACCCAUCUCCGCGACGAGGAACUUGUCGUCAUGUGUAUCCAGUGCCGAUUUGAGGAUCAUACCGGCGAAAGGGGGUGGGGCGGGCCAUACUGGGCUCCUCCGUUGGCCAAGGACGAGGUCUGCGCCCUCUUUCCCCAGUGGGCAGAAUGUGCUCUCACAGACGCGCUACAAUGGAAGUACGAGACCAACGUCCCCAGUAAGACCCAUGUUGAGGCCGACUUGGACAGCGUCCCCAAUAAGACCCAUGUUGAGGCCGACUUGGAGAAGGCGGAGCGUGCUUUCCGCGAUUGUUCUGCUCGGUGGAAGGAACAUGGUUUUUCCGAGGAGGGUCCUGUUGGUUCUAUUGGCGUUCCCUGGCCGUUCUCUAAGCACCGCCCUAGCCCAUAA
Molecule: messenger RNA, 744 nt
Organism: Cutaneotrichosporon cavernicola
Lineage: Eukaryota; Fungi; Basidiomycota; Tremellomycetes; Trichosporonales; Trichosporonaceae
Exons: 4
Coding region: 1-744 (247 amino acids)
Source: RefSeq, a predicted model, not a curated record